AUGAGGCCAGAACCAAUUACUCUAUUUAAACCUUAAUCAGAUGGCCCAAAUUCAAUAUAUAAAGUGAAAUAUUAGGGUUUUUGAAUAGCCUCCUUCAAAUUUAUACCAGUCUGCACCUCUCCAUUCCCGUCGCAAUCCCAAGGAAAGGUAAGUUUUUCGGGGCAGCGAAAAUGGUUGACAAGACUAAGGGAAGAAAGGAAGAGGUUGUUACACGAGAGUACACUAUCAAUCUCCACAAGCGUCUUCAUGGAUGCACAUUUAAGAAGAAGGCACCCAAAGCCAUCAAAGAAAUCAAGGCAUUCGCCGAGAAGGCAAUGGGAACCAAGGACGUCAGAAUAGACGUCAAACUUAACAAACAAAUCUGGAGUAGGGGUAUCAGGAGCGUUCCAAGGAGGAUCCGUGUCCGCAUUGCUCGCAAGAGAAAUGACGAUGAGGACGCCAAGGAAGAGCUCUACUCUUUGGUCACUGUUACUGAAAUUCCACCAGAAGGUUUGAAGGGGCUUGGUACCAAGGUCAUUGAAGAUGAAGAUUAAGCAAUGUCAUUUUUGUUGAGUGUAAUAGGUAGCUUGAGGUUCCUUUUAAAGGUUGUUUUGAAUAUUAGCACUUUGACGAUGUUUAUUGCACCGAGAUGCUCUACAUAUGAAUUUUGUUAGUGUUUUGUUAGUAACAUCUAUCCUUCACAUUUGAGCUUU
Molecule: messenger RNA, 692 nt
Organism: Amaranthus tricolor (Joseph's coat)
Lineage: Eukaryota; Viridiplantae; Streptophyta; Magnoliopsida; Caryophyllales; Amaranthaceae
Product: 60S ribosomal protein L31-like
Exons: 3
Coding region: 171-533 (120 amino acids)
Biological process (GO): cytoplasmic translation
Cellular component (GO): cytosolic large ribosomal subunit; ribosome
Molecular function (GO): structural constituent of ribosome
Source: RefSeq, a predicted model, not a curated record